Amphimedon queenslandica is the source of this 1602-nucleotide messenger RNA. Its product is annotated as CCA tRNA nucleotidyltransferase 1, mitochondrial-like. Gene Ontology annotation, molecular function: tRNA binding; nucleotidyltransferase activity. Gene Ontology annotation, biological process: tRNA 3'-terminal CCA addition; mitochondrial tRNA 3'-end processing. Gene Ontology annotation, cellular component: mitochondrion. Lineage: Eukaryota; Metazoa; Porifera; Demospongiae; Haplosclerida; Niphatidae. The record is from RefSeq and is a predicted model, not a curated record. Bases 56 to 1354 code for a protein of 432 amino acids. The transcript has 6 exons.
CUUUAACAUUAUUCACUGCAGGAUCAGUGGAUCACUUUUGCACCAUAAUCAAUUUAUGUACUGUGCUGUGAGGCGUAAGCUGACCAGGCUCAGGGCUAGCUGUUUUUUAAAUUACUUAUCUUCUUCCUCUGGAUCUUUGAGCAAGAAAUCCAGCACCAAUUAUCUUCCUACCAUGAGCUCUGGGAGACUGGAUACACCUCAAUUUAAAAGCCUAUUGACUCCUGAUCUUCUAAGAAUAGAGGAGUUGUUCAGGUCGGAAGGUUACUCAUUGCGUUUGGUUGGUGGAGCCGUCCGUGACCUCCUGCUGGGGAGAAAUGCUAAGGAUAUUGACCUAGCAACAGACUGCACUCCUGAUGGAAUGAUAAAACUGUUUGAGAGAGAAGGAAUUAGUUCUAUCGAUGAGAGGAUCCACACUGAUCGAUCCAACGACUAUGAGAUAACGACACUGAGGAUAGACCACGUGACUGAUGGAAGACACGCUCUUGUUCAGUUCACCUCCGACUGGGUCAAAGAUGCCGAGAGAAGGGACCUCACUAUUAAUUCCAUGAGUCUUGGUUUUGACGGAAAACUCUAUGAUUAUUUCGACGGUCAGAAACACCUUGCAGAGAGAAAGUUAUUAUUUGUGGGAGAUGCUGUAUCAAGGAUACAGGAAGACUAUCUUAGGAUACUGAGAUAUUUCAGGUUUUAUGGUCGUAUAUGUCUUCUACCCAAUGCCCAUGAUCCAGAUACGCUGACUGCCAUUAGGGAUAAUGCUGUGGGUCUCACUAAGAUAUCAGUGGAGAGGAUAUGGAGCGAAAUGAGUCGUAUACUGGUCGGUAACCACUCACCCCAUCUCGUUAGUCUAAUGUAUGAACUGGGCGUGGCAGCUAAUAUAGGUUUGCCUGAUGAUGGCAAUUUGAAUGAGUUGACUAAAGUAUGGGAGAGCAUGCAUGGACGCUAUCAGUUGGAGCCGGUUUGUUUGUUAGUCUCUUUACUGAAAUCAGGAGAAGAAGUCGAGAGGUUUAGUAGACAAUGGAAGCUAUCGAACUUGGAGCGGAAGCUAGGAAUGUUUGUGAGCAACGAGAGAGAGGCUUGCUAUCAGGGAGCACCACUGAAGUAUUACAAGGAUCAGUUAGUUGAUGGAGAGUUUAGGAAUCAUGUACUGGAAUUGCUCAAGUAUUGUAGCCGGUUCCCUGAUAGCACUGAGCUAGAGGGAUGGACGGUACCUGUAUGUCCUGUGAAUGGUAAUGACUUGAAGAAGGCUGGGAUAGCUAGUGGACAAAAAUUGGGUGAAACUUUGAAGGACGUUAGAAGAAAGUGGAAGGAAAGUUGCUAUGAAUCGUCGAAAGAGGAUCUACUUGCAACUUUAAAAUGAUUUUUAAAAAUAUAAAUAUAAUCUUUAUCAUUAUUAAAUCUAGAGUUAACAAUGAAUCUCAUUUUAUUUGUAGUAGAGUAAUUAAUCAAUUAUCGGACUAAUCAAACUUCGGACAGUUAUAUUUUGAAAACUAAACAUGACUUUCCAGUGAUUUUUGCACUAGAUAUAGAUCAUCACAAUAUCUGUUUGCAUGGUAAAAAUCAAAGCAUUACCUUCUUUCUUUGUAAAGAUAUAAUUUGCUAAACACA